Messenger RNA from Vitrella brassicaformis, 4894 nucleotides. Lineage: Eukaryota; Vitrellaceae. The record is from the annotation of a GenBank genome assembly.
GCCAGUCAGCCACCCAGAAAGAAAGACAGACAGACAGCCACCCUCUCGCUCCCGCGCCUCACCACCCCAGGAGCAAGGAAGACGGGCGGAUGGUACACAGCUGUGUACUGUACCUGUGGUGAAGCGUGUGUGUGUGUGUGUGUGGAUACGAAUGGAAAAACGGAACAACGAGGGAGGGUGUGGUGUGUCAUCAUGCGGGGUUGAAAUCCAUCCAUCCCUCCAGGCCAUGCAGGUAGGUAGGUAUGCAUCAGAGGCGUCGGAGAUUCUUUGACUCCCAAGCUUGCAGCAAUUGCAGACAUCUUUGGCAGGCAAGGCAAGGAGAAUGGGAAAGAACAAGAGAGAAGGGGGGAUGGAGGCAGUGAGGGAGAGAGGGAGGAGUGAGAGUGGUCUUCAUGGGCAGAAAAGACGGACGGAAAGCAAGCCACACAUCACUCACUCACUCACCCUUGCCCUCUCUCGGUCCUUCCUUGAAAUGUGCCGACCGAAACACGCAGCCACGCACACCCCCGCCAAGCCUUCCGUCCAGCCCAUCUACCUUACCACCCCAUCUACGCAAUCGGCCAAUCGAAUCGACCAAACAGGUCACGACGUAUGUCGUCUGUCCAUCCACCCCGCCCCCUCUCGCCCCACAUCCACCCCAAGCCCCCCCUCCACCGGCGCCUCAUCCUCCGUCUUGACCACAGGCGCCUCCGCAAGACCCGCUAGCGCCUCAGCCAGGUCCUCCAGGUCAUAGUCGGCUGAUGUCUUGGGCAUUUUGCUGGGCGGCUCGUCGCUCCCGGGCGGCGAGGUGACGUUGAUGGUGGGUGCGGGUGCUGAGGCCUUUGCUUCGGGUGAUGAGUCAAGGUCCAUGAGAGCGUCGAAGCGCGUCUUGAUGUCGCCUGCUGGGAGGGUGGCGGCGGCGGCGGUGGCCAUAACCUCCUGCUUGCGCUUCUGCCGGACCAUCUGACGCUCCUGACGCACCUCACGCUCAGUGUCCUGCACACGAGAGAGAGGGACACACACAGCGCAGCGGUCAGGGCGCGUGUGUGUCACAUCACCAUCAGAUGCUGUCUAGUGCUGACCGACCUCCAGGUAGCGCAGGAGACUGAGGUCGUCCUCAAUGUCCCGUGUGUCGAGCUUCUCCAUCUCAUUCACGUCCAGUCGCUCCGGGUUCUGAGCCACACCACGCCGGCCGCGGCCACCACGCGCUCUCCCCCGCCCUCUAGCCGGCAAAGUGGGCGAUGUGAUCGUCCCCCGGCUGCCACGCCUUCCCCGCCCGCACCCUCUGCCGGGUCUCCUCACCGUGUAGAGCUCGUCAUACUCUCGCUCCAGUGCGUCUGCGUCGGCCGCCGAGCGGCUGAAGUGAAUGCCGCUGGGGCGGUCUCUGCGCACUUGCACUUGGUUGGGGGGGUUGCGGGUGAAGACGGCCAGGGGUCUGGGAGUGUUGGCUUGGUGGGCCGACAGCACCAGGUCGACCCAGCUUUUGAAGGCCUCCUCGCCUGGCCCGCCUGGCAUGUCCAAGUCGGUGUCCCGCCGCGACUCGAAACCCCCGCGGCUGGCCCGGACGCUGGAGCCGCGGGAGGGCACAUUGCUCCACUCUCCGGCCAGGUCUCGAUCUCGCCCUCGCCCCUCCAGCACGAAGUCCUCGUCCGUGUCCUUGCUAGGGUACCGCUGAUGGCUCUUGCUGCUGCGCUGCUCCUCCAACCUGAUGAUGCGGCGCAUCUUGCUCGCCACCCUCAGACCGUUGGCACUCCGCGUGACCCGCUUCUCCACCACACCAGCUGGUGGCGGGGACAGGUACUUGCCCCUGCCCGCCGGGCUGUCGUCGUGGUCGUGAGAUCUGUUGGUGCGCUUCCGGUGCCGGUGGCGUGUGGGAGGGGAGAGGGAGCGGGAAGACGCCGACGCCGAGUCGCGAAGAAGCGACCUGUCUGAGAGGGAGAAGCUGUCGUAGGGGUCGUGGAGGUUGCAGAAAGCGGGGUGGCGCGUGUAGAGGUGGCGGGAGGGGGGCAGGGGGCCGCAUGCGUACAGGCCAUAGGGGUCCACCUGGGAUGCCGGCAACGGUUGCCUAAGGGAGACCAGGCAGCGGGCACAAAGAACAGUCAGUAAGGAGGGGGCGGGGCGUCUGUGUGCACUGCAUGUGGUGGUGCAUUGCUGGUCUACCCGAUGGCUGUGUAUGGCGUUUGUUGCGGGAGCUUCUCUUGGGUGGCCUUUGCGAGGAUAGAGGGGAUGACAAGGGGCCUGACAAACAAACACCAAGCGAGCGACAAAUGCGACUGAGUCGUCGGACGGUGUCAUUAUCUAUCUGUAUGUCCGUCUGGUACCUCUUGCUGGCCUUCUGUUGGGCUGUGUUCUGUAUGCCCUUCACCGUCUUGUCCAGGACCUCACGAACCGGCGCAGCAUUGACCCCCGACGAUGCCGAGGAGCCCCACAACCUGACACAAAUCGCACAGAGAGACAACCACAGGUGAGGUGGUGACCUGCCUGCCUGUUCUUCGUUCCAAUUGCCCUCUGCCCUCCUCUGCCCUCACCGUUCCAUCUCGGUGUAGAGGCCCUGCGCAUGCUUCCACCGCCACUGGCUGCCCACCGGCCCAAAAUUGAGGGCUUCCUGACCCUGCUUCCCGCCACCACCAUCAUUGCCCCUGUCGGGGGGCCACUGCCAUCUCAGCGGACAUGAGGGGCGGGGGCGCGGACGACGCUCGACAGUGUGGCUCCGCAACCCUUUGGCUUUCUCAGAUGGAGCUUGCUGCUGGUGUGCGGUGGUGUGGCUGGGCUUGGGUAGUGGGUUAGGGGGAGAUGACGAUGCGCAUCGACGAGGGGCCGAGUGGCACAUGGCGAAAUAGCUCGACGUGAACAAUUCCCUGGGCACAAACAGGCCGAAGGAGACUGUUAAACCGGUCCCUGUGCGUGCGUGCGUGGUGUGCGCUCACUUGUCCUCGGCUGCUAUGGGAGGGAAAAGGUCCGUCCUGCUCUUCUUGUCGCCCGUACUGGCUGCCUCCUUGGCUGCAGCUGCUGGAUUGGCACCAGUCAUCGGCCGGGGCGGCGAGGUGCCGGCCUUGACGAAGAUGUCGUCGUAUGUCAGCCCCUCAGUUGGCUGCUGCUGCUGCUGCUGGUGCUGCGUGUGCAGGGGGUGAGAGGUGGCGGGGUCAGGCUUCUGGUGCUUCCCUCCCAUGCUCAGCUCCUUCCAGGCCUCCGCGCCCCUAUCGACAUCCAUCAAACACACAGAACAUGCCGUAUGGUAUGCAUCAUCGAGCCAGCCGUCCACAGGCGCCUCGCCUCCCGUCCGUCCCGUGACAAGCUAAGCCGACCAGUUGUUGUGUCUGGGCAUCCCGCCCUUAUCGGCGCCCUUCUUCCUGUGCCGCCGUUUUGGGGUGUUCUUGACCACAUGGGUGGGGUGGCCGAUGGACGCAAUGAGCUCUGGCUUGAUGGUGACGGGCGGCCGCGAGCCCGACUCGAUGUCCCUCAGCCACUGGUCCUUGCUGCUCUCCAGACGCAUCAUCUGACGCCGAACCGUCGACACAUCACGACCUGUGUAGACACACCAGAGCGACCACAAACGAGAGCUGGACGGUUCGCUUGUUCUCCGUCGUGUGAGUGUGGUACCUACCCAUUUUCUCGGCAAUGUAGUUCCAGUCGCGUCUCUGUAUGAUGAAGGCCAUCAUCUUGACGUCGUCCUGGUCGGUCCAGCUGGGGUCUCUGUCCUCCUCUACUCUCUCCUCUCUCUUCACGACAGCUGUCGGACACGGAGGACCGGCCCCUGUCCACACACACAACCAACACCACAUCACACCCCCACACACAGAGAUCUCGAUAGGAGAUGGACCCGUCAGCCAUCAUCCUCCCUCCCCUCCCUGUUAAUCUUGCUCACCGAUGGUCGCCGCAGUACCGGCGAGCUGAUUCUGCGGGCAGAGAGGCGGACCGACGGACUCAAACAGCUUCUUUGGCUCCUGCUGCUGCUGCUGUUUCUGCUGCUGCUGCUGCUGGGGGUGCUUUUGCUGGGGUUGGGGAUCAUCUGUGUUGUGUGGGGCGGGUGUGCCGAAGGUCUUGACAGGCUGUGGGAGUGGCGGAGGGGCCAUGAUCAGCUGAGGGACCUCUUCCGACUUUUUGCGCUUCAGGGCAGCGAUCAGCUGAGGGACCUCACCAGACUGACUCCGCUGCAGGAAGUGACACACGACGGCACACACAGUAGUGCGAGAGAUAGCCUGCCUGUGUUUGUGCGGUGGUUGGGCCCGCCCCACCUGCAGACGGCUGGAUGUCCUGCGGAGACUUCUGUUUCCAGAUACUGGCUCGGCAGCAUCGCCGUUCGCCUGACAUGCCACACCAACACAACACAGACAGACAUCAAAAGGGCCAAUAUCGUGCGACAGAACGGCCGGCUGCCUCACACACGAAGCACGGUGCACAGAGCACCCCUUUGUGAGCCAGCCGCUGUGGUGCGCGUUGCCCUCACCAUGCCAUGUGUAGGCGGCUCCACCUGGCUCGACGCCAUCCGGAGGCGCACACACGUGACGCGAUCCGCACCUGAAGACGCACACCGACAGCAUGCCCCAGUGCCGAGUAUAUGGAACAAACACCCCUCUACUUGUGCACAUCUGUCCACCGGGACCCUUUCUGUCCAUGUUCACGGCAGAAACCACGAGACAACCGUCGCAGUCCGGCCACCCACCUGCGGAGCCGUCUCCGGCGUUGGCACGCUCGGCUGUCUUGCCCAGCUAGGACAGAUUCAGACGCAAGAACUGGUGCCCUCUGCUUGCGGUGCGGGGAGGUGCGGCCGCACGGGUGUCUCCCCGACUCGCUCUGCUGCCGUACACUCACCGAGUGCUUUCUACAAAAUUAACCGACAGAGGCUGAUCCCGAGAGGGAAGUGGACGACCACAAGGCUGCGCUAGCGAAGAGACGUUCUCCGUGCCCAUCCUCU